Molecule: messenger RNA, 1520 nt
Organism: Capsicum annuum
Lineage: Eukaryota; Viridiplantae; Streptophyta; Magnoliopsida; Solanales; Solanaceae
Product: F-box protein At5g49610
Exons: 2
Coding region: 253-1335 (360 amino acids)
Molecular function (GO): protein binding
Source: RefSeq, a predicted model, not a curated record
AGCUAACUUUAAAAUACAAAGUACAGUACUCCAACAGUAAUCUCAAAGGACUAUUUUUAAGUUUUAAAUCUAUAUCCACACUCAUACCACAUUUUGUCAAAACAUGGGAAACAUUUGAUGAAAUAAUAAAAAUCAAAGAGUCAAUUCUUGUCCUGUUCAACAAUCAGUAUAAAAAGGGGUAAAAUAUCUUCACGAUUGAUUAACCCUCUAUUGAGUAGCCAUUACGAUAGUGGAAAACUUUUGGCUGCAAUAAUGGAUCGUGGAAAAAGUUCAGGCAGAUCUCUUGCUGCACAGAAUAACAAGAUUUAUAUGGAUCUUAAGGACAUCAUCAGGGAACAUUCUCUUUCCUUUCUUCCUGCCAAAUCACUUUCCAGAUUCAAUGCUGUUUGUAGGGACUGGAGAUUCCAGAUCUCGAGUCCAUUUUUUGCCCACAGUCAGUCAUUUUAUUGUCGUGGUACUUCUGGCUUCUUUCUCCAGACACCCUGGGGUUCUCCUUCUCUCAUACCCAUCGACCCAAGCUGUUGUGGGGUGCCAGAUCCACUCCUCAAGUUUUUGCCUGAGCCCGUUGACAUUAGGUCCUCCUCUAAUGGACUGCUUUGCUGCCAAGGUCGUGAAGGGGACAAGGUCUACUACAUAUGUAAUCCUGUUACUCAGCAGUGGAAGAAACUUCCAGAAUCAAAUGUGAAUCAUGGACCAGAUCCGGCAAUUAUGCUCGUAUUUGAACCAUCAUUGCUCAACUUUGUAGCUGAGUACAAAAUUAUAUGCGCUUUUCCAUCCACAGAUUUUGGUGAUGCGAUUGAGUUUGAUAUAUAUUCCUCCAAAGAGAAUACUUGGGAAGUUGCUGGGGAGAUCCAUUUUGGAGCUACAGGACGACCUAUGCCAAAAUCAGGGGUUCAUGUGAAUGGCGUUGCUUACUGGAUGACAAUUACUGGUGGUAUUCUUGCUUUUAAUCCAACAAAGGAGAGGUCACAACUCAUUCCAAACUAUGAUCCUCAUGUGAUUUUGGGGAACUAUAGCGGAAAGCUUUGUAGAGCUAAUGUGUCCGGUAAUUCAAUCACUUUACUCACUUUGGAUAAUAUCCACUCAAAUACAAUGGAAAUGGGAAGCCGAGCCCAAAUGUGGGCACAAAAACAUCGGGUUGUUCUUGACAGUAAAAUUGUCGGGGAUGUAUCUGGGCUCUACUCAAUUUUACAUGUUGACAGUGAUAUAUUGGCUGUUCAGAAAGGAGGAAAAGCUUUUUUAUAUGACUUCAAGUCCCGUGCAACAAAAUGCCUUCCGGAUGGAUUUCAUAAUGUGAGAUGCUUGCCCUAUGUGAACAGCUUAGUCUACCUCUAAUCUGUCUUGGUUGCAGUUGAAGAUUCUUUGUUUGGAGCUUGUCCUCUGGAGAAUUAUGUUGUAAUAGCAAGCAUUUGCCCUUAAUAUGUAAUAGUUCAUUAGAUUUUCUUCAGACUGGUACUGGUGUUUAUCAGCUACUAUCUUUGCAGAUCUUAUUCGAACUUAGUAACUACUGUUUUCUUGUC